UCAUUCUCUUUCUGGCUCUGCUACUACACACUUCCCAUUUUCAAUCAAUGCCAUCCCUUUUCCAAUUCCCCCUAAACUCUUUUCAAUUAUAUAUUCAUCACCCACUCUGUAUUUAUGAUUGAUCAAGACCAAUGUGGGGUUCUUCCUACAUUUGUUGCCUUUCACACCCCCUUUACCCUAAUUUGAACGGCUUCUUUGCUUUAAAUGAUGAUUCUUCGCUUCCACUGUAUCAUUCGCAUUUCUUUGUUUUUUGAUUUUUGAUCUUUCGCUUACACGUAUACACACAUAUAGCAAAUGCCCUCCCGUUCUCUGGUCCUAACGUUGUUUUCGGUACAGCUUUGAGUUGUUCUGUAUAGAAACAAUACUCUGAAAUGCAGUUAAUGAUCGUCACUGUAAACUGUCGGUGAGUUAUUCAUCUUCUUCAACUCCUCGUCAACAGGACAGAUGUUGAAAGUAAACUGUGAUUCAACUCCACCUAUUUCUCCAUCGCCUUCUCUUUUGUCUUCCCGUCAUUCAAGUUUUCAAGGUUGUUCUUGGAGUAAUGGACACAUUAGCAAAGAUCAUGGUGGUGUUCUAGAAAUGGCACCAAAACCUUCCUACACUCUUACAGCAGAUGUUGAAUUGGGGAAGAUAUUGCCCGAUCAAUCCUCCAUUUGGUCAGAGUCAGAGAUGACACCAUGUUCGAGUUCGUUUUCUUCCAUUGCUUCAAAUGGCACACUAAAUUCAAAGUCAUCGGUGGAAUUGGUGAAAGAGAUCACCUCUCUUGAAAUGGAAAUACUUCAUUUGGAACGUUAUUUACUUACACUCUAUCGGACAGCUUUUAAGCAGCAUGUUCAUAGUAUGCAUAUCGAGUUCCCUUCAGAACAUAAGAUCACAUCUGUUGCUGAUCAGUCACGCUUCAUAGUGAAGUCUGAUGCUCGGUUAAGUGGUCAUCGUGGUGAACUUUUUCCUCUACGGGAAGGAGUUACUGGUUUAAAUCAUCACAGUGGUUCUGCCGUUCCAGAUCCAUCAUCUAGAAGAGAGAGAAAAACUGCUCGUUGUAGCCAUCGUAGUCUUGGGGAUCACCUUGGAACUCCAACCGAAAACACCCUUCUUGAUGGGCCUGAUAUACUUUCUGAAGAUAUAAUCAGAUGUAUAUCUUCUAUCUAUUGCAAGCUCGGGGACAAAAAUCAAUCUCAAAUCGGACCUUCGGUUUCUUCCACUUCAUCCUUGUCCUCAUCGGGUACAUAUUGUACCACAAAUCUUUCCGAUACCUGGAGUCCUUAUUGCAAUGAGGAAGCUACAUGGGACAGUAAAUUCGAGAGCUCGAAAGAGGAAAGAGGGCCGUAUGCUGAGAUGAUAGAAGUUUUGAAAAUAGGGGUAGAUGAUGAUGGUUUCAAUUAUGCUUCGAGGAUGCUAAAAAAAUUCAGAACGUUGGUAAAGAGACUUGAGAAUGUUGACCCUCGGAAAAUGAAGCGCGAACAAAAGCUUGCGUUUUGGAUCAACAUUCAUAACGCUUUGGUGAUGCAUGCAUAUUUAGCAUAUGGAACUCAUAAUAACACAAAAAGUAAUUCCAUUUUGAAGGCGACUUAUAACAUUGGGGGGCACUCGAUCAAUGCAUAUAUCAUACAGAUCUCUAUAUUUGGAAUCAAAUCACACUUUAGAGCACCGUGGCUACAGUCACUGCUAUCUCCUGGUAGGAAGUUGAAGACGGAGCCUAAUAAACACGUUUACGCCAUUGAAUACCCGGAGCCGCUUGUUCAUUUUGCUCUUUCUUUAGGGGCAUUCUCGGACCCUGCGGUUCGUAUCUACAACGCAAAGAACGUGUUUCAGGAUCUGAGGCUUGCCAAAGAAGAGUUUAUACAAUCAACGGUAUACGUGAACAAAGAAACACGCAUAUACUUACCGAAAAUCUUGUAUUACUUUGCAAAAGAUAUGGCAUUGACUAUAACGGGCCUUUUGGAGAUAGUUAUUGCGUGUUUAUCGGAACGUCAACGGAAGGCCGUGGAAACAAGCAUCAAAGGUAAACCCGACAAAUACGUAUACUGGUUAUCGCAGAGUUCUAUAUUUCGUUACGUGAUUCAUCGAGAAGGAAGACCAUCUGUUUGACUUUUAAGGUUAUUUUUUGUGCAUUUGUGAAGCUGGAAUAACAUUGUUUCUUCUUUUUAGUAGGUUUAAGGAUGUAUAGAGUUGUAACAGUGGAUUAAGGGUAUGCGUUCUUUGUUGUUUGCCAAUUAUCUUG
Molecule: messenger RNA, 2221 nt
Organism: Cynara cardunculus var. scolymus (artichoke)
Lineage: Eukaryota; Viridiplantae; Streptophyta; Magnoliopsida; Asterales; Asteraceae
Exons: 10
Coding region: 445-2088 (547 amino acids)
Source: RefSeq, a predicted model, not a curated record